CAUCAGAGCGCAUCGCUGCUGUCCAGCUUGCUCGCAGACAGGAGGAUUGUCUUGGGGGUCCACGUUGGCAUAGCGCUCGCGAGGCCAUGUCUCGACCUGGAACACCUCAAUAUGCUGUGCGUCGGCCUCCCGUCAACAGCAGCUCGAAUACGACGCGAUCGACCACUCCGACGGUCCGGAAUGUCAUGACUUUGGAGAAAUGGGAGUCGUUAUGUCCGCUGACGGACGAACAAGUGCAAAGUAUUGGAGAGGUGAAGGAAAGAUUAGGACAGAGGCCUCUCCCAUCAAAGUUCUCGGAUAUGCCUGCCGCGGAGAGCUCUGCUCAAGGAGCUGCAAGAGCAUCACCUAUAGCACCUAGACCUUCGCGUAUCGCCGACUUGCUCCCUCCUUCGUCACCUCGUCGACCUCAGUCGCCAGCGAUGUCGACGGCAUCAUCGACUCUCCGCUCGAAUGUCGGUACGCCUGUCCCGGGUCAAUCCAGUAAUCAUUUCUUACCGGAUCCACUUCACCCCAUGGCCAUAGCUACGCCACAACAGUUUCACGAUCACUUCUCAGCCUUGACGUUGUUCACGGAACACGAACAGGAUAGUCUAUAUAGAGAUCAUUUGGCUGAAGUGACGGCCUUGAGGGAAAAGUGUGAUGAUUUGAUCGAAGUACUUCAAGGGGGAGAAGUAGAAGUGGGUGAGAUGCUCAAGUUCCUGGCGUAUGUAGAAGAACGGAGUGAGAGUUUGAGAGGAGCAUGUGAAGAUCUGCUGGAAGAGCAGACCCAUCUACUGACACACACCUCUCAACUUGCUCAUCGAUUGACUUUCUUCACCUUUCUCGACACUGCUCAACGGACACUCAAUACACCGGAUGCAGAUCUCGUCUUAUCUGAAAACUUUCUGCCCAUGGUCAAACGUCUGGAAGAAUGUCUAGGGUAUCUCGGAGAGCAUCGCGAUUUCAAAGACUCGGAACUCUUUCUUAUCCGGUAUCAACAGUGUAUGACCCGAAGUAUGGCCUUGAUCCGUAUACACUUUGUGAACACCAUCAGGAAUAUCAGUCUAGAAGUAAACAAGCGGAUGAACGACAAGUCCCUCUCCGAGACCGCGAUUCAGGCUUUGAUCUACACCAAAUUCACCUCCUUGUCACCAUCGCUCCGACCCUUAGUGGCGGAAUUGGAGUACCGAGCGUCUUUAAACCCUGACGAAUUGAAUUCCCUCUUGGCAGAAUGUCAUUCCGCCUGGGUAUCCGCCAGACAGAGCUUGGUGGGCCCCCGAGUGGCUCAGGAGAUCGGGAGGAUGGAUCCAGAUGGAUACGACUUGGUGGAUCUGACGCGAGCUGGAUGCAGCUAUCUGAAGAGCGCAUGUCAAGACGAAUUUAAUCUCUACAAGCAUUUCUUCCUCUCGGGAGAGCCAGCGCUAUAUGGCUUCCUCGAAAGCCUGUGCGAUUACCUCUACGACCAUAUCCGACCGCGAAUCCUUCACGAACCAUCGCUCGAGACUCUAUGUGGAGUGUGUACCGUUCUCCAAGCUCUCAUGGUCAAGGAUGUGGCGUCGUACCCAGCCGAUGAGGAUCCAGAUGAAGUGAUCUUCAGUCCAUCAACGAGUCCGUUUACAGAGACGCCAGAACGAGGUGGCGGAGGUGGAGACUACUUCUUUGGCCCUGACGAAUCAUUCACGACUCGACAAGGUCGAACGGGUUCUUUGAGAGGGUACAGUGGGACUGGACUUAUGGCUACUCCCGCAGACGGUGGAAGUAACUUGACAAAACGAGAGAAUCGCCGGAAACCUCUUGCUCGGCUGCAUAUUGAGGUGUUGCUUCGGAUGGUGCUUCAAGACGCUCAGACCCGAUUGGCUUUCCGAGCUCAGGCAAUGCUCCGUGCGGACGUCGAACUCUACGCCCCGAAGGACGAAGAUUUAGAUUACCCUGCCAAGGUUGCGAGCCAGAAAGCCAAAAUUGGACAGAGGCAACUUUCAAUCUCGCUUGACCCAGACGAUGAUGACGAACCUGCGUUCCUAUCUCUUCCUCCAACAUCAGUACAGGACACUUGGUAUCCGACAUUGCGAAGUACAUUGUGGAUUCUUUCAUGUCUGUAUACCUACGUUGAGGGGUCAGUUUUCGAAGAUUUGGCCCAAGAAGCAGUUGUCAAUUGUCGAAGAUCCCUUUCGAGCGCCUCAGAACACCUUGCGGCGAAGAAGAACGACAAGACAUUGCCCAUCGAUGCAAAGUUGUUCCUGGUUAGACAUCUCUUAAUCUUGAAGGAGAUGACCGGAGGUCUGGAGUUAGGCAGAAGGGACAGACAUAGGGACUGGAGGGGUAUUUCAGACUUUCUGCGAUCGCUCUUGGACACGGCUGGGACCAUGCUUGGCUACGGACGAGGGGCAAUCAUCCGAUCAGGAGAAGCCUUACCCGAUGCUAAAACGGACGUGGACCAGACCCUCAAACUCGCAUGUGAAGAUCUCAUUCAGAUCUGUACAGCAGACGCGACGGCACCUCUUACCAAUUUCCUCGAAGGGUGUACUGUCUACCUAUCCUCUCGAUCAUCCACCACGUCUGAUCUGUCUUCUCAAGUCUUCGCGACGCCAGAAGAGGUCCAAAAAGCUCACAAGACGUUCAAGAACAACCUCAGGACGAGGGUGAAUGAAUGGAAAGCAAAGUUGAUGUUGUAUCUUCAAGAUGAAGAGACGGUCAAAGUCCUCCUCCCUCCGACUUAUAACAGCAUCGUCGAUGCUUAUCGUAAAUUCCACGAUCUCAUCCGUGCAGAGUAUGACUUUUCGACCGCUUCCUCUGUUAUGACACCGUCGAGUGUCCAUAAUCUGCUGUUAGAAGGACAAGAGAAUCACACCAAUGGUGCAGCAUCACCCAACAGGAGAUCGUAGAAUAACGUCCGGAGCAAUUGCCCGUCCAGUCGUAUUGGAUUGCAUGUGAUGCAUCAUCAGCAGACCAU
Molecule: messenger RNA, 2929 nt
Organism: Kockovaella imperatae
Lineage: Eukaryota; Fungi; Basidiomycota; Tremellomycetes; Tremellales; Cuniculitremaceae
Product: Sec34-like family-domain-containing protein
Exons: 12
Coding region: 87-2861 (924 amino acids)
Biological process (GO): intra-Golgi vesicle-mediated transport; intracellular protein transport; Golgi organization
Cellular component (GO): cis-Golgi network; COG complex; membrane
Source: RefSeq, a predicted model, not a curated record